Molecule: messenger RNA, 2209 nt
Organism: Actinia tenebrosa (Australian red waratah sea anemone)
Lineage: Eukaryota; Metazoa; Cnidaria; Anthozoa; Actiniaria; Actiniidae
Biological process (GO): L-glutamate transmembrane transport
Cellular component (GO): membrane
Molecular function (GO): glutamate:sodium symporter activity
Source: RefSeq, a predicted model, not a curated record
CACUUAAAAUACAUAAUCAAAUAACGAACUCGGGUAUCAAAUUAUGCUUAACAAUGUUGAUAGUUCACAUGGUUCAGUGUCGCUUUGUAGUACAAGUUGAAUUGUGGCGGCUAUAAAGUYUCUAGUAUUCAUUGUGCAUGGCUUGUAACGCUUCUGUUCUCGAUUCCUGUGGAGUAAACGGCAUCUGUAGUAACCACACUGCUACAGGACCAUCGUGUUUUUGUCUGAACGGCUUCAUCUUACAAGAUGGGAUCUGUUCCAAACCACAACAGCCAUUGCCAUACUCCGCUGUUGCUUCCUUCUGCUUUCUGUGCUUUCUGCUCAUCCUUGGAAAGCUCUUGAGGUUGUACUGUUGGAUUUUUCAGAAGCUUUACCUUCCUGCGUCAGUAAUAGGUGGAAUUCUUGGUCUGGUGACGAUUCAACUGGUGGACCUCGAUGUAAAUGUGUCGACUUUUAUCAAGCUCAACUUCACCCAAGGAUGGUAYAGCCUCGCAGGUUUUCUGAUUAACAUUGUGUUUUCAUCGCUGUUCCUUGGUACCAAGAUCCCUAAUGUUAAAGUUAUUUGGAACCAAGCCGGUCCUCAGCUCAUGUACGGUAUGAUAAUAGCMUGGGGUCAAUGGCUUGUGGCGUUGGUCGUCACUGGAGCUCUCCUGAUUCCUGUGUUUGGAGUGAAGCCAAUGUUUGCUUCAAUUUUACCCGUKGGUUUUGCUGGUGGACACGGCACGGCUGGCGGCCUCACACCAACAUACAAAAAGCAGGAAGUUAAAAUAUCCAUCAGAGGCGUGUAUGCCGUCGGUAGUCGACCACUGGCUGGUAUUCAGACUGUUCGUGCAAGCUCAAUCGAUGUUCUUGCUUUGCACUUAGCAGUAUUAGGCAUCGCCAUGCUGUUCGGUUAUGGUGUCAAGCAAGGGAUCAUUGCUAUCGAAAGCACGUCCAGUAAAUUGAAAGAACUGAACUUUUUGUCUGGUAUUCCUUUGUUUCCUUUCUGCAUGGCUGGAGGAAUCGUGAUGCAGUUAAUCAUCGAAAGGAUAGACACUCUCAACGACCUGGUCGACGCAUCAAUGAUGGAAAGAAUCGCUUCAUCAUCCCUUGACUUCCUCAUCACGUCAGCUGUAGCAACAGUGGACGUGGCUGCCGUAGCUGUUGACAUCGGACCUCUCCUCAUCCUCUGYACCAGUGGUUUUAUAUGGAACUUCAUCAUGCUUGGGGUAUUUGCACGAUUCUUAUUGCCCAACCACUGGUUCGAACGUGGUAUCGCAGACUUUGGGAUGAAUACCGGAGUGAUAGCUACAGGUCUUGUUCUAUUGCGCAUGGUCGAUCCAGAGUCUCGUACUCCAGUACCAGCUGACUUUGCGUUCAAACAGUUGCUUCAUUCACCGUUCAUGGGUGGUGGCGUAUGGACCUGCUUGGCCGUGCCUCUAUUGAAUAUACUCAACAUUUGGAUAGUAGCGGUCAUUGUUCUAGUCGUCUUUACUUUUUGGAUUUUAUCAUUCUUUUUUUAUUUCCGCAAGCGCUAUACGGGCAUGUGUAGCUGCAGCCUUUGUGCGGUCGAGAAACCUCGAUCCUACUCCAAGACUUCGGCAUACCUCAACCUUACGGAACCACGACGACAACCGGUCGACGGAAACGAAGAUGUUGAAUCAAGCCAUGAUAUGAGCAACACGGCUACGUCUUAUGGUGCAACGAGCGCCGAGAACGAGGAAAAAGCACUUAAAGAAUGACUCUAAUUUGUUUGCCCACUUCGUUGUUGAACGCAAUUCUCAUAUGGCCUCUGACUGCURGGAAUCAAGCAACCGUAUUUGAAAUUAUAUCGAGUCGAUUUAUGAAUGAAAAUUACUAUUUUUGAUGAUACUCAGGGACCGGACAUUUUUUAUCGCCGGGGGAGGGGGUUGGGGAAUGCAUGGGAGAAUUUAGGGAGGGGUGUCACAAACUUUUCAGACAAAUUAGAGGGGAACAGAUCACCCCCUAGGCAAUAAAUAAYGACCGGGCCCUUAUUUUACUAUAGCUGGCAUUCAAUCAUUCCCAAAGAGAAUGAAAUAACAAAAGACACGGCGGCCAAUGUUGGUUGAUACAACAAAAGAAUUCAUUGACUAUUCUUUUGUUAAAUUCAACUAAGAUGGCGGCUAUGACGUCAUAUGCAAACGAAGAAAUUGUUGCCAAUAAAAUGAUAAACUAAAAUAAAAUAAAUAAAACAAGGUAUUUUCGAAAA